This is a messenger RNA of Fomitopsis serialis, 2004 nucleotides long. RefSeq lists its product as uncharacterized. NCBI's taxonomy places the organism in Eukaryota, Fungi, Basidiomycota, Agaricomycetes, Polyporales, Fomitopsidaceae. The record is from RefSeq and is a predicted model, not a curated record. The coding region runs from base 1 to 2004 and encodes 667 amino acids. The transcript has 7 exons.
AUGACGAAAACCGGUGCCGCGCCCAAGUGCCUCGCUUGCGUUGUUGACCCGCGCAAGGGCAUCAACCAGCACCAAUGGCUCGUGAACAAGAUGGUGGCCGCUUGGAGGGACGCUGACCCGGACGCCGAGUACAAGGCUGUGGCCCAGGACGUCGCCAUCGCCUUCGAUCAAGAAUUCGAUCCCCAAAUCCUCAAACCUGUGUACAAGAAAGGCAAAUUUCAGGGUUACGAGACAGAAGAAGCGCGCGCAGAGCGGUGCGAUGGAAGGCCGGGGAGCAUUCUUCGGUGGGCUCAGAAUCAUAAGGACUGGAUCGACGCGCAGAGGAACAUGGCCCCUGCGCUACUUCGUUUCCAACCACAGCCUCCCGCGAAAGGCCGGCGGUCGCGCGCGUCGAGUGCGCGCGACUUAUAUGUUCGGGACCAUCCUGGCAUUGGCAAAGACGUUGUUGAUGCUCAAGGCAAGCUUGCCCCAGGUGACCGAAGGACGGCGUUGAAUGUGGCUAUCUCCGCCAUCAUCGAGGAGGUUAAAUUGACCCAGCCGGACGUAUGGCAACGGUAUGAAGAAGCCUCGGCAAGGGAGAAGGGUGCGCGUGCGUCUCGUGUGGCAGGCGCUGAGGAGAGUGAAGGGGACGAAGAAGGACAAGAGGAUGAGGAGGAAGAGGCACCUAUGGAGCAUGAUCUUCUCGCUCGGCUGCGCCUGAGCAUGCGCACCGCCAUUGAUUCAUGGGUUGAACAAACUGGCGCCGAGAUCUUUGUGUACAUGGGAAAAGUGCGAGACGACGGAACGUCUAACCGCAGUUUGAUGAGUGCCGGAAAACGAGGGCGCGACCACCUUGCCCAGCGGGUCGUCGCCCAGCCCCUCAUCAAGACGCUGGAUGACUACGUGCUCGACACGGGUGGUCUCACACCCCGUGCGGCCAACCCAUCCGCUCCUCGGCCAGCCACACAGGAGCGCGUUGUCGAGCCUCUUCCCGGUGCAGGCCCUGAUACUACCGGGGACCCGGAACAGAUUUCAGGCGGCCCUCAACCCGCGCGGAACGUUUCUCAAGCCUCACCAGAUGUCCCUGUGUCAUCGGAGAGAGUACUACGGGUGGAACACCCUGCAGACGGCAAUGAGGUGGGUCGGCCUGUACUCAAUAGUCACCCCCGAGAUCCUCAGCCCGAUCAGAGCUCAGGCAGAAUCCUGCUCUCGCAGGACGUACCUCAACAACCGCAGGGCGUAGCUCCAGCCCUGCGCGUCGUCGCACAGCGACAGCGGGACGUCGCCGUGCCGUCGGACGAGGCAAUCGUCCAGGUGGAAGAGCCCGCAGCUGGCAAUGCCGACACCGAAGAGGCCAUUCGUCAUCCGCCCGACGGUCGCCUUGAGGCGCCACGGCCAUCCGUAGAACAUUCACCGGCUGAAUGCGGUGUCGACGUUGAACAGGUCGAUGACAUCGCACGAGCUGCUGGCUCCGAGCCGCUGCCGCUGCAAGACGGGUCCAACGACGAACCAGCGAUGGUCAACGAGCGACCUGAGCUAAGCCUCGAUGUCGAACAACCCGAUGGCGUCCGGCGAGCCGUGCUCGCCGAGUCGGAACCGCUCCAAGGCGGAUUAAGUGACGAACCAGCGGCUGAGGACGACGGAAAGCGAAUCGAUCAGCAGGGUGAGAAGAUGGCAGACGAUCCCGUCCAGCCCGCGCAGGACGAUGCGCACGUACCUGGAUCCGCAACCCACUCGGACACUUCGCCUCCUAGUGACGACGAACCUCGAGCCCAGACCAAGGCUUCAAAGGGGGUCAGAAAGGGUGCGUCGCGUCGGGGACGAGGUCGCAAACCGAAAUCAAGUGGGAGUCGUGCCACUCUUGUGGCCCCGGAAGACGAGCGCCGCCCGCCAUCGCGUGGACAAAAGAGGCCAAGCCCCGAGGAAGCAGAAACACCGGAAGAGCCCUCGGGUCGUCCGAAGAGAGCGAAGAAACAGGAUUAUGCGUCGCUUCAUCGAAAGGCAAACGUGCGACAUUGUGUCUAG